Messenger RNA from Lemur catta (Ring-tailed lemur), 5240 nucleotides. RefSeq lists its product as uncharacterized. The record is from RefSeq and is a predicted model, not a curated record. Bases 946 to 1944 code for a protein of 332 amino acids. Lineage: Eukaryota; Metazoa; Chordata; Mammalia; Primates; Lemuridae. The transcript is spliced from 2 exons.
UCCCUGCGGUUCCUGCUCAGAGUUAGCGCUGCGGCGUGAUCCCUGCGGUUCCUGCUCAGAGUUAGCGCUGCGGCGUGAUCCCUGCGGUUCCUGCUCAGAGUUAGCGCUGCGGCGUGAUCCCUGCGGUUCCUGCUCAGAGUUUGCGCUGAGGAGUGAUCCUGGCUUCGCUUUAUCCAACACACAGCAAGUUCUCGCAUUGUAGACUUGCCCAAGUGAGACCCACUUUCCCCCAAGGCAGGGCCGCACUGCCCGCCGCAGGGCCUCCUGGAGUCUGGGCUCAUGGGCAGAUACCGUGCGCACGUGCAGUCCCCGAGGACGCAGGGGGAUUGGUCUGUCCCCACUGCAUGUCCCUGCCACAGGUCAGGGCAUCCCCACGCCUGUGGCUUGAUAGUUACGUGGCUGAAUCCGUGAGUGUUUGUGUUACAGAGGAGAUCAUUCCCCUUAAAUCCUAAUGCCUUGACGUUUUGAUAAACCAGUGAGAAAACCGAUUAACUAGGUCAGAGAUCUGGUAGCAGUGACGCCGUGGACUGAGGAGUCGGCUGUACCUGAAGGCGCCGGCUGGGCUAUGGCCGGGUCCUGGCCAGGGGCCCUGGUCUCAGAGCUGUGGGGGUGACCAGCUCGCAGGGGUGCGGGGCCUGCUCUCAGUGACAGGUGUCGUCGGGGUGACGUAACCUAGCCGCCCGCAGCAGAAGCCUGUCUGGUUACUCGGCUGCCUCCUGCGGGCCCGAUGCUGUGCCGGGGCGGCUGGGCAAGUGCAGUCCCUCCGUGUCCCCAAGGACCGGGAACACCUACAACACGAAGUCCCCGAAACGUGGUGACCACUGGCCUGAGGACACAGCAGCGUCCCCCUCCCUGCGGUCUGUGGGUUGGACAGGAGGCUGCCUGUGGGGACACCUCGCAGAUGAUGACUGUGACAACGACGACCGUGGCGGUUUGACGUCAGCCAUGCGACACCCAGCAGGGAACCCGACUGCCGUGUUCGGGUUGAGAGCGGCUGAAAUGGCAGCGUGGGCCGUAGCUCCAGGAAAAAGCAGGCGGGAACUUCCAUCUAGACGACGUUCCUUCUUGACAGGCUCCGGCCAGGAACAGCCCCGGCAGAUCUGGGGGCGACAGUGCUUGCUGAGCCUCGCAGAGCUGGGCGACGGCGCCAUCGUCUCCUCCUGGCUCCCGUCCAGCGCCAGCCUCGGUGGCCCACGCCUGGCCGUGGGGCCACACAGCUCUGCAGUCUCUCCCUGCCGGCCCAGGGGGCUCCAUGGCCUCACCACGCCUACCUGUGUCUGCGGAGACCCUGACGGGCAUCUCAGCGUUAAUGUGGGUCACACCGGUCCCUCUCCGGCUGGACCCCCAGGCCCCCUCCCCAUCAGGACAGAACUGGGCCGGGAGGAAGCCUGCAGAGUUCUGCCUGGGGGCUGCGCUUCUCUCUCCCUCCUGGCCCCUCCCCGGUGGCCUCCUGCUCCUCCAGCCCCCCGGCCUCUCCCACUCUGCUCCUCUGCCUGGACGCCGCCCAGCUGCGGCCCUGCCACCUCCCUCCGCGUCUCUGACACAGCACACGGCCACUUCUGUGCCCUUCUCGCCAGGAAAUGGGCUCCUUUGGCACUCAGGAGACUCGACACCCAGCAGUGCCGUCAGCAUCUGCUGGGAAUGGGGUCCCAGUCACAGAACCGCAGGCUCCAGGGCCCCGGGAGCCUCUGGGCCCGUCCUCGGAGCGUGCGGCCAAGCACUCGGCCUCCGGGCUGGCUGCAGACUCAAGUUCGGCAGCUGCCACAAGCACAGUCGCUUCUGUUGUCUGGGGCCUCUGUCCCCCGGAGCCUUAAGAGGGUCCCUCCCAGGCUUUCAACACAACUGGCCCACGGGCAGUUGAGACCCUCGCACCCCAGGGUCCGUGUGCCCAGGAGGGACUUGUCUGGAAAUUGCUGUGGCCUUGCAGGUCGUGAGAUGGUCUAGGGAUGAACAGAAGCCAAGUGAGGCCUCCUCUUCACACCAACGUUGCUCUGGAGGUGACUUAGGCCCUAAAACGGGCAGAAGUGGAGCCUCUCCGACUGCCUGCUGCCACCCAGGCACGCUGGGCAGACCCGCGGCAGCGGGCGUGGAUGGGGAGCCUGGCAGCGAGGGUCAGCCAGGGCUCCGUGUCUUGGCGCCUGUUGGGGCCUGGGCCGCCUGGCCCAGGUGUCAAGUCUCCUCGAUGUCCUGGGGGGCAGAGUCCUGGCCCCACAGGUGUGCUGGCUCCAGGUGGCUCUGGGGGGUGGCAUUUGGUGGCACAUGGUGGCCUGUGCCGAAGGUGGAUUACAGGGAGGGCCUGGGCUCGGGUCCACAUGCGAGCCUGGACUGCGGUGUUUGUCCGCCUUGUCUGCCAGAGACCCCGACCUCCCGGCCCCCUGGGUCAGAGCCGUGCCGAGCCUGGUCUUCUCCGGGAGGAAAACGCCAGCGCCGAGGGGGCUCCAGCCACCGUGUCUUCGCCGCUCUGCUGGGCUCGAGCCUCAGGUUGCACCUGCACCUGCCUCGCCCGCUCAGAGCAGCAAAGUGCACACUGUGGACAACAGUCGCUCCAGCCACCCUGUGCUGACCACCCUGCGGUUGCCACACCUUUUACUGUCACGGGAGUUGCAGGGGACAUCAGUGCACUGUCCCCAUUUUAUAGGUGAGGAAACUGGGUCUCAGAGAGGACAGGGCCGGAGGCCACGUGGCUAAAAGCAGUGGCCCGGCAUUCGCCCCCAGGACCGUGUGGCUCCAGGUCACAUCAACCCUUCUGGAGGUUCCUGGCAGGACUUUCCUGCCCCCUCGUCUGCUGAGCUCCUGGCAGUUCCUGGGGGCUCCCACCCCUCCUGAGCUCAGCGGGGGCCCCACAUCCAGCUGGGCUGGGCACCAGCAUCAAGGUCAGCCGUCCCCCGACCCCCAGCCAAGCAAGCCCUCCAGAAACGCUUGGUGAACGAACCAACAUGGCCGCCCUUUCUAAACUACCUCUUGCUCCGGAUUAAGCUCAGAAAAGACCGGCGUGGAAGGGCAGACCCACGCCAGCCUGCCCAGGACCCUCUGCUCUCGCCCGGGCACCCUUGGGCUGGGCUGGGCUCAGCUCGGCUGGGGAUUCUGGAGUGAACUUUUCUUUUAACCGAGGCUCUUCCCGCCCCGGCGUCUGUCCUGGGGGCACGGUUUGGCCUGGAGACCCCCAGUGUGGGCACAGCCUGAACGCAGCCCACGGGUCCCAGCACUGCCCGACGGCAGGAGGGUACGUUACCAGUUUAAAGAUCUUGGACAGCGUGCCCUGGGCGUCGUGGGCCCCCUUGAAUCCCUUGUGGGUUGAUUUAUAGUCGGACGCUCUGCCGCCGUAGCCAAAUCCUGGCCUCUGCCCUUCGGCCCCCUGCAAGGAAAGACCACGGGGACCUCAGCCCCAGCCACAGCGGCACCACUCGCACUGCCACCGGGACCAAGGGCAAGGGCCCGCCACACAGUGGUCUCCGUGCGUCUUCGGGAGGAGCAGGAGGGGAGGCAGAGGCCACUUGUCCCCAGGUCUGCGGGGUGUCGGCCCCCAGGAGAGGAGGGCUCUGGCCUGGGCUGCGGCUCUGCUGUGUGGCAUGUGGCCCGAAUGCGCUUGUUCCGAGGAUUGGACUCGUGGAUGGAGCAGCCACUUACCUUCGCCACGCCGCGGCGUACGAGAGAUUAGCAAACGUCACGCACUCCGGGCAAAGAGGCUGUGUCUACUCGCGUGGAGGGAGUGGCCUCCCCGGCGGGCGCCCGGGGCCUGGGCCAGAGGGUGGCCGUGCCCUGUCCUGGGGCUCCCUCCCACUGCUCUAUACUAGAGACCUAGCUGGGGACUCAGUGACAUGGAGCCUCCUUCCUUUUCUACAGUGUGAAGACAAAGUUCCUAAUUCUCUGGGUGACCAGGAACCAGCUUGACCUGGGACAAGGUCCUCAUGAGGGGCCCGGGCUGCUGAGCAGGACGGAGGUGGGAGCCGGGUCCUGCACGAGGGGCCGCCUCCGCCCCCAGUUCCCGGCUGUGUGACCUCGGGCAGGUCUGGAGCCUCUCUGAGCUGCAGUUUCCUCAUCUGUAAAAUGGGGGUAAAAACGGCCCCUUCCUCACGGGGUCCUGUGAGGACAUGGGGAGAACAAAGGUGCAGCCGACGUGCCGGGCCGGCCUGCGUUUGGGGACUGGCGCUGGUGACGGAGGCAAGUGACUCCUGAAACCCGAGGACGUCUGUGUUCCGGGACCAGGUUGCUGUCCUUGCAAGUGGAACUUCGGCUCUACGCACGGACAGGGGACGUCAGGGGCUGUGCUGAGUGGGAGGACGGGGAUGGUGGCGUCUGGGGAGAAGGUCCCUCCCAGGCAGGUGCGGUUACAUUUUGCCGACAAGAAAUGGCGAGUUCUGUCUAUGUCCUCUCCUGAAGACUAGCAAGUGAGCCAGACUGUCCCCUGGCCAACACCUUUCGUGUUUUACGCAGGUGUUUCAGGGAAGGAAGGGCCUUGGGGGACACUCUGACCCUUCGUCUCUUUAUCUUAGAGGCAGGGCGGUGGGAUCCUGAAGGCUGCUCUGCCAGGUGCUUCCCGUCGCACAGGCUGACGGCACCAGACAGACGUCCUAAAUGCCAGAAAACCGCACCUCCCCCCGCGAGUGCUAAAUCACCCUGUCUCACUCUGCUGGUCAGCCCCAAAACUACAGAGCUUCCAAGAACUAAAUUCAGGGACUGGCUUUCAGGUUAAUGAUCUGUUUGAUUUCCCUCCUUUCCGAUUCUUAGUGACUUUUAUCUCUGGACACCCUGGAAUUUACCUGGAAACAUGCAACACAGUUAGAAAGGGAAGGGGGCUUUCCGAAACCCCAGCAAGGAGGCGGCCCCGUGGACGGGCAGGCAAGCGGCAAAACACAGAGAGGCUUUGGCGGGGGAAGAAAGGAACUCAGCACACGGUAGCAGGACAGACAGGGAGAGCGCAGAGGGCAGCAGGCGGCCUUGUUAGCUGGGGGGCCUCACAGGGCGGCCCCGUCACUCCUGGCCGGGAGGCCUUUGCACAGCGCCCAGGAGCCACGCCUGGAAAAGUAAGAGGCAGAUCACGGGAGCUAAAGUAAGAUUUCUGGGUCAAAACUGGAUUUCAUUCUUCAAUGUUGUCUUUGUCUCCUGCUGGCACAGAAAGUCAACAUUAUUAGUAAUCGUCUGUGAGUGCUGGUCUGUGUAAAUUUUCUACCUUGCCAUCUUUUUGCAAAUUCACUCGAUCAGAAAAGCGAGUCUAAUAAAUAUCACUGUAAAUGUUCACA